This is a messenger RNA of Meriones unguiculatus (Mongolian gerbil), 2949 nucleotides long. RefSeq names its product NK3 homeobox 1 (gene Nkx3-1). Gene Ontology annotation, cellular component: nucleus. Lineage: Eukaryota; Metazoa; Chordata; Mammalia; Rodentia; Muridae. Gene Ontology annotation, biological process: cell differentiation; regulation of transcription by RNA polymerase II. The coding region runs from base 1 to 708 and encodes 235 amino acids. The transcript has 2 exons. The record is from RefSeq and is a predicted model, not a curated record. Gene Ontology annotation, molecular function: RNA polymerase II cis-regulatory region sequence-specific DNA binding; DNA-binding transcription factor activity, RNA polymerase II-specific.
AUGCUCAGGGCGGCGGAGCCCCGAGCGGCCCGGGGGGAGGCGGGUGGCCGCGGUCCCUGGGCAGCGCCGCCCACGCAGUCCAAGCGGCUCACCUCGUUCCUCAUCCAAGACAUCCUGCGAGACCGCGCGGAGCGGCGCGGGGGACACGCGGGCAGCCCGCAGCGCCAGCGCCAGUGCCAGCGCCAGCCGGACCCUAGGAGGAGCCCCGAGCUAGAACCCGAGGAAGCAGGAGGUCGCGGGGCUCUGGGGGACCCGCCAAGUAUCCGGCCCAGCCCCGCAGAGACGCCGGCUCAGCCCGAGUCAGAUGGACAUUUUGAGACUUAUGUGUUGGACUGUGAGCACACUCCAGGAGACUUGUCAAGCGUCCCCCAGGUCACCAAGCAGCCGCAGAAGCGUUCCCGAGCUGCCUUCUCUCACACUCAGGUCAUUGAGUUGGAGAGGAAGUUCAGCCAUCAGAAGUACUUGUCUGCCCCUGAAAGGGCUCACCUGGCCAAGAACCUCAAACUCACCGAAACCCAAGUGAAAAUAUGGUUCCAGAACAGACGCUAUAAGACUAAGCGGAAGCAGCUGUCGGAAGACCUGGGAGUCUCCUUGCCCGUCCUGAAAGAAGGCAGCCUGUCCAGCACCUCACUGGUUUCCAUGUAUACCAGCUACCCCUACUACCCCUACCUUUACUGUCUGGGCAGCUGGUGUCCAACUUUCUGGUAACAGCAGCUCAGAUGACAACUGUGUAGAUCAGAAACUGCCUUCCCCCGGGGGGUUCUGGGAAAAAGCCAGAGUGGCUGAGGUCAAGGAGUCGGGAGCAAGGAGUGUGCACACCCAAACUGUUAGGGGUUCCCAGGGAAUACUCCAGUUCUUCUCUGAUGGUUCCAGCGAGAGAUCUGGGGCAGCUAUUUUAGUCUCUAGUCACAGUUCCAUGUGUUCUGUAGGUCACUGCUGUCGGCUCCCGGUUUAGAGAGAGCCAGGCAAGUUCAAGUCUGUUUCCAGAGCUUAGGGUGGCUAUCGAUGGAAUGGCUACGUCAUUCCUAAGAAUCCUGUUGCUGAAACUCCAUCCUCUUUCGUAACUAUGAAAGGGCCAAACAAAGGGAGGGAUGACCCCUUAGAUGAAGGUGUCCUCUUGAAUUAAAACGUCUUUUGGGUUAAAAAGUCUUUUGUUGGCCUUGGACUAUAGCCAGGGUUUCUCUCUGCCCGUGUAAAAGUGAGGGUAAGUGGAAGAUUUGAAGAAGAAGGAAAACAAAACAAACAAUAACAACAAAAACCCUUAGUGAUGGAGAGGCAGGUUGGCCCUGGACACCAAGGAGGUGGAAGGCGGCAUUCUCAGCCUCUUAGCCGGGCAGCCUGAGUGGGGCAGGAUGCACACGCUGAGGGGCUUAAGACAAGCUGUGUCAACAGUUUGCCUGCAGGGGUAGGCUUCAAAACAGUCUCUUCCUGUCCAAGACAAGGCCCUGGGGGCGUGGGGUUUCCCUGUCCAGGUGAGUGCCUUCACCCUGACUUUUAUACCAGCGCAAUAAGGCCUCUGCCUACACCCUUCCUGCCUUCCUGGGGUCAGGACAGCUUUCGGGUCUGAAUUCACGAUUCUUAUGAAGUGAAUUAAGAGGUGUCAUCAUUUUUGAACAAAGGAUCUUCCUUCCCUUUUAUUUUUAUGUUGUUUUUUUCCCCUACAGAACUCAGCUCAGGCUUUUAAAAUCUAUGCAUGUGUGUCUUAUUUAGCCUAAGAUGUGUUGCUCCCCUCCCCCCAAGUUGUAAAACAACUAACUAGUUGCAGACAGAUCAUGAUUUGACCAAACAACAUACUUUUUUUUUUUUUUUUUAACCAGCAACUCCUGUUUCUUCCCUUCAAAAAUACCCAGCAUUCAAUCCCAAGCCCCAUGGAAAGAGAGCUGACGAUCACAGCUUCCCUCACAGGACUUUCUGCUGGCUGUGUGUGUUACAGUUCAAAGGCUGACAGAUGUUGGGGUGCUGGGGAUCCCCACAGGCAGAGGAGGUUGGGAGGGUCUGGUUUUCUCGAAGAAGGAAGAACAGGACAAAAGAAAGGGCUGCCGCUGCUGAGGCGUCUAGGAGAGAUGGAGGGGACCUGGGCAGGGCAGGGCCGUCAGCCAGGCCAACCAGCAAGCAGGGGGCUAAUAGCUUUGCAGGAAUAUGCUAUGAGGGUAGGGAAAGUGUAUCCAAAAUGCAGCAUCAUGGCGGCUUCUAUCCACAGACAAAUGUGUAAAUGCUUUGGAGAACUGUGCGCGGUGACUUACCUAAAACAGUAAGAGUGAAAGUGCCCUUUUAUUUCCACCCUGUUAUGUCAGGUAACCUGCCAAACGGGAGAUGUGAGAGGUGGGAACAUGACUAUUACAAAUGAGACUUUGUGGGGCCAGGAAAUCCCUUUAUCCCACCACUCAGUUCUGUGCCUUGAGAAAUCUUUUAAUUUCCUCCUUUUAAAUGGGCCAAUUUACUGUUGGGGGCAAAAUUGCCAAAGGAAGUUGAUAGAAAGUUGGCUGCAUGCACCCUGUUCUUUUACAGCACCGGGGCCCCCCAUGUGAAGUAUUGUUCGGUGCGCCUUGUGGCUGAUUGCUGUGGCAGCGUUAGACCACACAAAAGGCAGAGGAGUCCAAUUCACUUCUCUUUAUCCAGCUUUUAAAGUCACCGGUACUCCAAAUGGAAUCCUUUUCAGCAUGGGUAUAGUCAGGAGAGGCUUGUGUUUAGAAUUAUUUUGGGGGGUCCAGCUCCAUUUUGCCUUCUCCCCACUGGAACUAGUCAUUCACCCACACCUCAACUGGGGAAACAGAAGCUGUUGACUCCCAACACGUGAAUGGGAAGGUGCUUUCAGCCAUAUCACCUGAGUCUACCCUGCGUUGUAAGUCAUUAGUUAGCAAAGUCCACUCUGCCCUGUAACAGUAAAGUUCUGUGGCUUGAAGUUUGGUAGACCACCCUAAUCAAACUUUAUUUUUCUAUGUAUUUCAU